Messenger RNA from Xenopus tropicalis (tropical clawed frog), 5055 nucleotides. It is a transcript of the gene adra2b, whose product is annotated as adrenoceptor alpha 2B. Gene Ontology annotation, biological process: signal transduction; G protein-coupled receptor signaling pathway. The record is from RefSeq and is a predicted model, not a curated record. Lineage: Eukaryota; Metazoa; Chordata; Amphibia; Anura; Pipidae. Gene Ontology annotation, cellular component: membrane; plasma membrane. The transcript has a single exon. Bases 608 to 1840 code for a protein of 410 amino acids. Gene Ontology annotation, molecular function: adrenergic receptor activity; G protein-coupled receptor activity.
UACAGAUAUUAAUAGGAAUACAGAAGUAUACUCACUGUAGUGCUAGAAAUGACCACAGAAGUGCUUUAUGCAGUGUAGCUUAAGUAUUAAUUGUGCUAAUGGGGCUUUGCUGCCUGAUUUUCUGUUAGAGCCUUGCUUUAUAGGAACACAGACUGGCAGCUUUGGAGCUGAAGUUGGGGAAAAUAAGGCUGCAAGUGGAAAGAGCAGGCAGCGUUUCUCUUCUCCCUCCCCCUGUGGGAAGGACACCGAGCAAGGCAGGGGCUGACGACAUACAGUGAGGGUGGUAAAACAAAACAUCCAGUCCUUUAAAAAGCUAAGCAAAGCUCAGUUUUCCCACCUCGGUUUGAGAAGCUGAUGAUCACAGCUAGUUUUUUUGAAAGAGAAACCAGUGAAGAAGAUUUCAUAAAGUCUGCAUUACUUGUACGGAUUUCAUUCUCCAUGCACAGUCUGCAGGAUCAAACUUUCUUUGUGGAAAGCUGAACUUCGGUGGUGUCUAAAAGCAAUUCUCAUGGAGCCCUGUUGGCCGCGCUUCAAGUUUUUCUAGAUCAUUAAUCCUGUGCUCCAGAAAAGGGUAAGCUGUGUUGGGUGUCCAGUAAAUACCUCAACCAUGGUUGCUCCCCUUUCAUACUCCAUCCAGGCUACAGCUGUCAUAGCAGCCAUCAUCACCUUUCUUGUUCUCUUCACCAUUUUUGGAAAUGUGUUGGUCAUCAUUGCUGUGCUAACGAGCCGGUCUUUGAAAGCUCCUCAGAACUUAUUUUUAGUCUCUCUGGCUGCGGCAGAUAUUUUAGUAGCCACUCUGAUAAUACCCUUCUCCUUGGCCAAUGAGUUAAUGGGAUACUGGUAUUUCGGCAAGACCUGGUGUGAGAUGUAUUUGGCCUUGGAUGUUUUAUUCUGCACCUCCUCCAUUGUGCACCUAUGUGCCAUCAGUCUGGACAGGUACUGGUCAGUAAGCCAAGCUAUAGAGUAUAAUUCCAAGAGGACUCCAAAAAGGAUCAAAUGCAUCAUACUCAUUGUUUGGACACUUGCAGCCUUGAUCUCUCUGCCACCAUUAAUUUAUAAAGGUAAAAGCAAAGACCAAAAUGCUAAACCUGAAUGCAAAUUGAAUGAAGAACCCUGGUAUAUACUUUCUUCUAGCAUCUGUUCCUUCUUUGCACCUUGCCUUAUUAUGAUCCUGGUGUAUCUAAGAAUCUAUCUCAUUGCCAAACGCAGGAAUAGAAAGAACAGUACAGACAAAAAACUUAAGAAAAUGGCGCCUGGACUCUUCAGCCGUACGAAUAAACAUAGUUUGAACAGUUCACAUACACAAACUCAAUGUGGUAUUAUAUCUUCACAGGAAAAAACAGGGUUAGCAUUGGAUGAUCUCCACUGUGGUGUCCCAGUGUUGUCUUCAACACGUGAGGAACGCAAUGGCCACUCAGAGUCGUUUGGUCUUCAGCCCCAAGGGGAGAACCUAAAACACACCAAUGGUUGUGAGCCUGCAGUGAUGGACACUGUUGCCACUGUCAAAGGUGUGAUGCUGAUGCCAAAAGGGGCUAAAGAUUCUGAUUUAAGUUCGGCCAAGAAGAAAAGUUACAUUAACAGAGAAAAAAGAUUCACCUUUGUACUGGCUGUGGUUAUCGGGGUCUUCGUCUUGUGCUGGUUCCCAUUCUUUUUCACCUACAGCCUUGGAGCCAUCUGCACUGAGCUCUGUUACAUUCCAGACAGUGUCUUUCAGUUUUUCUUCUGGAUCGGAUACUGUAAUAGCUCCCUUAACCCUGUUAUAUACACCAUUUUCAACCAGGACUUCAGAAAGGCUUUCCGAAGGAUUCUGUGCAGCCACUGGUCACAGACAACAUGGUGACCAGUAAGGAAGGGAGGGGGGUGGGGAAUCCAGGACUUAAUAUUUAUUAGACUUGGUUGACUUCUAAGAAAUUUAUGUGACAAACCAUUCUUGUUGAAUAGAUAAAGUCUAUCUAGCUUUGGGUAAUAAUCCAUUAAUGCCAAAUUUUCAUAGUGAAAUUUAAAACUUCUCUUUUGUAUUCGAGGAUCAUUUUGAUUCCAUUCCAGUUCCCUUCACCUUAUUUUGCAGCUUCACAUGAUCAUAUAUAUUGUUAUAUAUUUUUGGCUCCAACAAAACCAACCAACUCACUGUUGCUCUACAUACAUUUCCUAAGAAAGUAUUUUUUCCAAUGCAAAUACUUUGUCAAUGCUAAGGAGAAUUAAACCAGCCCUUGCCUGAGCUUCAAUUACAUUUUUAUAUAAUGUUGACUUUGGGGUGUCACACAUUUGGCCUUUCAGUUGAAUGUCAGCACCCUAAUUGCUGCCAUUGCUGUGGGUUGACCUCCCCUGGUGUAGCGUAUCUGCACAGACAGAAGCCACCAAUUUCAUGGAUUGUUCCCUCAUAUGGCAAGGGUGUGUGUGUGGGGGAAUGUAAAAAGGGGACAUUUGUUAAAUGCAUUUCUUCAUGCUCAGAUUCCAAAGAGUAAAAUCAAAAGUGUGUUUGCUUGUUUAUGAAGAAUAGAAAAAUCAAGUAAUUACUGUAACACAGGGAAGUUAAAAAAAAACAGCACUCGUUUUCUUGUUGUGUAUUCCAGAUCUAAAUGGAAAUGUUACAAAGCGAGGCUUUAAUGUUGCUAAUGGUUUGCCUUUCUGCGAUUGCUUUUAAUGUGCACAGCUGGAACACUGCUAAAGGAAAGUUUCCAAGGCAUUCACGAGAAAAUGGAAGGUUGUUUUUUUUUGUUAAUUUUUUUUUUUUUGUCUAAACAGAGCUGUUUAUUUCUCAGCAAUUGCGACGCGGGCGAUCGAUUUAGGGUUUGUGCAUGUGGGCAGCUGAAAAUCCUACUGAAACGCACUUAGUUGCAUAUUAAAAUGUUUAAUGGGUUCAGUAUGUGUCUGGGACUUGUACCCACACCUGAGCUUAGACUGGCAGGGAUAUGGACUUUGAUCAAAUUCAGGGAAAACAUAUAUUGUGUAUGUCCAUUAAAACAUGGACAUUUUUUAAUGAAUUUAUAUUAGAAAGUUGCUUAGAAUUAUGUUUACUUUCAUGAUGCAAAAAGAACAGUUUUUGGGUGGAAGACGCUUAUAAAACUUUACAACUUAGACCUGUUCGUGCCCCUGUCCUGCCUGCCUUCCUGCUGAUACGUGACAGGGUGGUCAGUGGGGUUUGUUAUUGUGUCUUUAUGGAGAUAUAAAGAAAACAGAUAAAUGUUAGACAGAAAAAUGGGUCUGCAUUCAAUGUUCUGCCACGUCUGAAGAGCAAGAGGGAUGAACCCCCUACAAUCGGCAACUGGUGUGUAAUUAGCUUAACACUUACAGAAUAUAGAAAUCAAAGUAAGCAGGGACAUCUUUAAUUUGUGACAGGACCUUUAAAUUAGAACAAAAACGCCUUGUCUAUCUUGCUCCGCUAUCCCACUCCCCCUACCAACAUCUGCUGCUCUGUGUAUGGAUGCCAUGACUGGUGCCCGCAUUGGCACUUCCACUAAGUUCUUAACUCAGUCCGUGCAGAGCAGAUUCAGUUUACCACUGGCAAAGCUCUGUGAUGCUGUAAAGAUGGCUGCCAAUAAAUUUGGGAAACGGUAGCCCAGAAAGCUCUGAAUUACGGGUAGACCAUCUGCCACACAGUCCAUUUUAAGUGUAAAGUAUGGUGAUCCAAACUAUAGUACCCCUUACCUGGAAAGCCUUAGGUCCCAAGCAUUCCAGACAAUAUAUGCCAUGUAUUUGUCACUUGCGAUAAAUCUGCACUACUGUGGGUGACAAAACAUCCCUAGUAGGGAUACAUAUGUAUCACUUUGGCUUUCCAAAGUAGACUGAGGUUGCCUCACAGAAAACUUUGGGCUACUUGAGAAACCUGAAGCAGCUUAUAUGAUUUCUAUUAUUGCCAGUGACAGGGUGAUUCUGGUCCCUGUGUCACCCCAACACUGCCUCUCCUGUCCUUAACUUUUUAUCAUUGCUGUGCUUCAUUGCUAAUGCAGGGAGUGUAAUUAUGCUCUCUGCACUAGACAAGAUAAAAUUCUGAUUUUGAAAUCUGCUUUUUGGUGCAAAAGUUAGCAUAAGUGGCUUUGCCUUUCCUGGUAACCUGGGAGCUGCUGCCUGAAGCAAGAUUCUCAACUUACCUCAUGGCAUUAUCACCUCUGGAUGGCGGGAAAGCUUUUUUUAAGAUUAGACUCUUGAGUCAUCACCCUUUAAACAUAAGCUUGCCCAGUGAUCCCUAACCAGUGGCUCGUGAGCAGCUCCCACUGGCCUCAAAUUAGGUGCCCAUUUUAAAAUCUCUGCCUUGGAGACAAGUUUUGGAGGCAUAGAGACUACCAAAUAGCCAAUCACUGUCCUUAGUUGGCAUCCCCAGUGUUUGCAUGUCUGUGUGGCUCCCCAACACUUUUGAUAUCUGAGUGUGGUUGGGUACCCCUAAACUUGCCUAUGCCAUCUUCUUACUGGCUUUUAUGAUGUUUAAUGCGGGCUCCAAAACUAAGGGGGCACCAGACUUGCCAUUAUGUAUCCAGAUAAACAGUGUCGGACUGAGAUGCCAGGGGCCCACCAGAACACCUUGGACCAUAGGCCCACUCUCUAAACUAUUAUUCCUCCUCUCCGCCCUCAACCUCUAUUCUGCUAGUCACUUUUCUCUAUCCUUCCAUCUCUUUUUCCCAUACAGAAAUAAGGAAUGACCAUGCAAUUGGCCAAAUAGUUAGAAGCAAGAGGGCCCACUGACACCUGGGCCUGACUGGAGUUUUCCUGGUUGGCCAGUCCGACACUGCAUAUAAACACUGUACUUAAGCCACACAAGGGUUUGCGGAGGCUGACUUUUAAAAUAUAUAGUCGAUUGCUGUCCUACAAAAUGACAGGUUGUUCAAAUAACUGCUAUUUAUUUCUGUAAGGUGUUUAUAAGGCCAGAAGCAUUAUAAAUCAUAGUGGAAGAUGCCAAGGAAUACGCAACAUACAGCCCUCCAGCUGCCGGGAUCUACAAAUCCCACCUCUUAUUGUAAUGAAUGAUGUAACAUGCAGUGAACCUAUGAAGAGUGUAAAUCUGACAUCCCUUUGCUAAUGUAACUUGAUUCAUGUAUAAACAGUGUCAUUAUAUUGUUA